Messenger RNA from Aspergillus japonicus CBS 114.51, 915 nucleotides. Its product is annotated as bZIP transcription factor. Bases 1 to 915 code for a protein of 304 amino acids. The transcript has 2 exons. NCBI's taxonomy places the organism in Eukaryota, Fungi, Ascomycota, Eurotiomycetes, Eurotiales, Aspergillaceae. The record is from RefSeq and is a predicted model, not a curated record.
AUGGAUGCAAAGUCCGAGAUCAAGCAUCGGCGUAACAUACGACACGCGACCACAGCCAACGCACCCGAGGAUGAUUUACUCGGGGUCACCGACCCGGCUCUGCGGCGACGCGUACAGAAUCGUCUAAACCAAAGAGCCUACCGCCAGCGACGAAACCCACGGAGUAGGGAUGACAAACUGCUUUCGAAUCGUAAACCAAUCCGUGCGGUUGCCGCUCUCGAUCAACCUCGAGUUCAGAGACCACCUCAGCUAUCCAGCGACCACGACUCUAUUUUCUCUAACCUCCCCGAGGUGGAUCCCACGCGAUACACAUACGCCCCUCCCAAUUUCCACCUUCUAAUGGUUCAAUUUGAGAAACGCGCCCGAGCUGCCCACGCUAUGGGUUCACCCCGGACAGAUCUCCUCCUCAGCCUGAGUCGACUCAACGUAAUCCGCGCAGCGUACCAAAACGCAGUCACCGCCGGCAUGACCAUCGAAUGGAUGUGUCGCGAUGACGCAGUUUCAAUCUUUAGUAUAACUGGCCCUCAUUCACCGCAAUAUACCUUGAGCACCAUCCCGGAGCGGUUGCGGCCGACCCCCGUGCAGCGCACUGUGCCGCAUCACCCUUGGCUGGACAUCUUUCCCUUUGAGCAAAUGCGCGAUAAUUUGAUUCGCGCGGGGGAUUUGCUCGAUGGUCAUGGGUUCUGCCAUGAUCUAACCGCUUUCUGGGAUACGCGCAGCAGCAGCGCAACAUUACUCGUCUGGGGAGAUCCGUGGGAUCCAUCGAAUUGGGAGGUCACGGAGGAAUUCGCGCGGAAGUGGGGGUACUUUCUUCGCGGAUGUCCGGACAUUCUUGUUUCGACGAAUAAGUGGAGAGCUCGGAGGAAUGAAAAGCCUCUCGCUUGGCGGAGGGUGUUUGGCGAUUAUCUGGGGUAG